This is a messenger RNA of Aplysia californica (California sea hare), 2877 nucleotides long. Its product is annotated as iron-sulfur cluster assembly 1 homolog, mitochondrial. Lineage: Eukaryota; Metazoa; Mollusca; Gastropoda; Aplysiida; Aplysiidae. The record is from RefSeq and is a predicted model, not a curated record. Gene Ontology annotation, molecular function: 2 iron, 2 sulfur cluster binding. Gene Ontology annotation, cellular component: mitochondrion; cytoplasm. Gene Ontology annotation, biological process: iron-sulfur cluster assembly.
UCAAAGAAUACUUUCAACAUCUGUUUACAGUGCUAUUAUUAUGAAACAUCAAUCGCAAUAACGAACGAACAUGGCAAGUAGGGCGAUCGGUCGGGCGACUGUGAGAGCAGUUACCUCAAAAAGAUUAACUCCACAAAAGGCUCCUCUUGUUUUGAAAGGUGUGUCUAUUGGAGUAAAAACAAGAGGAUGCAAUGGGUUGACGUACACACUCGACUAUUCUGAUAAAAAAGGGAAGUUUGAUGAGGAAGUUGUUCAGGAUGGUGUGCGGGUGUACAUUGAUGCUAAAGCACAACUGACUUUGCUUGGUACAGAAAUGGAUUACCAGGAAGAUAAACUUACAGCGGAAUUCAUCUUUAACAACCCAAACAUCAAAGGCACUUGUGGCUGCGGUGAAAGUUUUAAUGUAUAACAUUAAGCCACUUUGUAGCUGUACAGGUUGUAUGUUGUUUGUUUGUUUUUUUGUUUAUCAAAAAAGGUCUGUAAAUAUAUUUUCGGCCCCAGUAAUCAGAGUACAAUAGCAAUUUGGUUAACGGGAUUGAUAUCCGGCUUUCAUCUUUGUACUGAUGAAUACCCUCCACAUGUACAUAUUUUAUGCAAUUUAGAAAGCAGUCUUUCUUGGUUUUAAACUUUUGCUCCGGUACAUAAUAUAUGAUGUACCAGAUUGCUGUGUUAUGAAAUAGGAUUUUGAUUAUUAGAUAGAUCAAUUAUGUAGGCUGUGCAUUUUGAAAAAAGGAGCAACAUGCUCUUAUACUGUGUUUUCAUAAAGUGAUGUGGAUUUAGCCAUACAGCGUCCAGGUUUGAGCUACGAUUUAGAGGCUCAUUGAGAGGUAUACAUCUGUCCUUGGUGAAAAAGCCAACAUAAUGAUGCAUUUCAGGUGAGGACGCCAUUACUACAUUACUAAAAAUUUGACCUGCCCCAGAGACGCAUCACUGUCGGUCCUGCUCUACUUGUUUUGUUUUGGGUUUUCUUCGCUGCUAAAAGAUUGUAUGUUUGGGUCUUCAAAACUUGUUCUGAACUAUUUUGCCAAAUGUGUAUAUUUGUCACAUGUGAAAUUGUUGCACUUGUUGAAAAGUUUUGACCAUGUUUAACUCUGAUAGAGUCUUGUAAGUUCUCAUAUGUGAUAUUUUGAGAGUGUGUGUGUGUGUGUGUGUCCUGUAAAAGAUAAGGAAAGAUAAGAAAAACAGGGAGAGGUCACGUUUUCCUGCCAAGUCAGGGUUUAAAACGCCAAAUUUGAUUUUAUUUCCUAAUAAUAUAUACUCACUUGCGUAUCCGUGGAUGCAGCAUGAUAUAUCAUACAUAUAUAUAGAUAUAUAUAUAUAUAGAUGUAUGCAUUAUUAUGUAUGAAGUGAAAUACCAUAAUAAAUUUGGUUGCAAGUAUUUGGAUCUUUCUCAGCUGAAGCUAAAGUAAUUGCAGGCUGAAUUUAAUCCUGGAAAAUAAAAUAUAUCCUGCUGGGUAAAGAGCUGGUCAAAUCCUUAUAUUCCUUAAUAGUUUGGGGGGUUUAUUGUUUGUUUUUUAUUUUAAAAUUUUGCAAACUUCUGAUCUUAUCUACACUUAAUCUGUUUUUACUCUUUUGGGUGGACACCCCCCACCCCCCUUUCAAAUAAAAUCAACACUGGACCUGGGUCUACGGCAUAAUCGUGCAUUUAGUGCAAGAAACAGAGAGUGCUGCCCGAUUGUCCAUGGGUAUCUUACUAGCGGUACCAAGGCUACGGCUAGGAUUGUCCUUUUUUUUCUAUUUUCAUGUCAUUGAGUGCAUAGCAGCACUUAGCCUUGGAGGUAUGCAACAUUAGUGUUAGCUCAGUCAGUAUCAUGAUCAUGCUGGACUACUGAGCAAAUGGCCCUGGUUCGAAUCCCAGACUGAGUAUCCUUGAAAUAUGUCGUUUUGUGGAGUUUUCAAAGCUUUGAACCCAUGUGGUUCAGUUCUACCAGAGACGAACAUUAAAUUCGGAGGGCCCACUUUUUAAAUAACCUAAUAGUACUAUGUGUUGAAAGGAUCAUUCAUUAAAUCCAUACACUUCCUUUUUUUUUUAAGGCUGUGGAUGUAAUAGUGGUAAGUCUACAUUAUGUAUGUUGAGAUAUGCAGGAAUUGUUGACUGUGAGUACUUCAGAAUAAAAGACUGUUCAAUAUGUGUCAAUGUAGUCAACUUUUUUGUGCCAUGUAAUUGGGGGGGGGGGGGGCUUAAUUAAUGCAGAUGUAAUGAUAGUAGAUAUGAAAUCAGUUGAAGCAGAAACUUUACAUUAGUUCCUUUUCUGCCAUCGGUUUUUACUUAUAUUCUGAGUUAUCAUUCUGGGUGGAAGAGAAGCUUCUGCACCCACAACUGUUCAUUUCGAAAUGUCACCUUUUUAAAAUCUAAGUUAAAAUUGAGCCAUUUAGAAGGUACAUCGUGUAUAGAAUUCGUCGCCCAAUCCUCCAAGUCAAAAAUACAAUUCAUAAUUCAACAAACGGGUAUGGGUGUCCCAAUUUGGUUUGAUACUUAAGACAUGAAUUACAUACUUGCUAUGAAUAGAAGUACGAGGGGAAAAAAUCUUCUUUUAUGCUUGCUUUUAAAGUCUUUAUCUUAUUAUUCAGUAAGAUAAUUUCUUCAAAGUUCAUUUUUGUAUGUAUUUACUUCUGUACGGUACAUAUUGAGGGAAUGAAACACUUUUUUUGACUGACAUAUUCAGAAAUGGUAAGCGGGUGGUUGGCGGAUGCUCUGGUGUGGUUUGCUCCAUUUUUCAUAUCAAGUAUUUUUGUCUUUAUCUAUCCUCCUCUUUUUUAUGAAAUACAUAAAAAUACUCUCUUGUAACACCUUUAACUCUUAUCUUCAACACUUAUAAUUCACCUAAAUUUGUUGCAAGGAGAGUUAAUGUAAAACUCUUACUAAUACAAAGCGCA